AUGACCGCCUUUUUCUUCUCGUCAUUCCGGCACCAGGUGUAUUUUGAUGCACGCGACGGUCGCGGAGUAAUCUCCAUUGCAAGGGAAAAAGUGGCUUUUUCGCUCUGCUAUUCAAAACGUAUCCUGCUUGGCGCCAAAUUUUCCUAUUUAGGACUACCAAGACGGGUAAUUUUCUACAUUCUAGCCUAUUAUAGACAGAUACGCCGCGCCUUUCUCGCUUGCGGCGUUGGAUAUAUAUAUACCCUACAAUACCUAAUAAGAGAUUAG
Molecule: messenger RNA, 267 nt
Organism: Neurospora hispaniola
Lineage: Eukaryota; Fungi; Ascomycota; Sordariomycetes; Sordariales; Sordariaceae
Exons: 3
Coding region: 1-267 (88 amino acids)
Source: RefSeq, a predicted model, not a curated record